Cladocopium goreaui is the source of this 2893-nucleotide messenger RNA. The record is from the annotation of a GenBank genome assembly. Lineage: Eukaryota; Dinophyceae; Suessiales; Symbiodiniaceae.
GAUGGUCUCAGGAAGCAGGUCUUCCAUUGUGACAAGUGCGGCAUUUGUCGAGUGGGAGGUCGAGACAAUUAUUUUCACUGCGACGCGUGUGGCAGCUGCUACCCAGCGGAGAUCAAAGACUCGCACCGCUGCGUGGAGAACGCCAUGCGCCGCAACUGCCCCGUCUGCCUGCAGGAUCUCUUCCAGUCUGUGACCCAAGUCACCAUACUUCAGUGCGGACACACCAUUCACCAGGACUGCCUCCGAAAGCUUCAGCAGUCCUUCGCAGGGCUCCAAUCCUUGCGGUGCCCCAUGUGCAGCGUUUCAUUUUUUGGCUACGAUGAUCUUUGGCACGAGAUGGACCGACAAAUCGAAGAGACUCCGAUGCCCUUGGAGUGCAGGCACCAGACUGGGAUCAUUUGUAACGACUGCAAGCAGACUUCCUCGGUGGAAUUUCACAUCCUGGGGCAAAAGUGUCCAACUUGCAGGCACGGAAGAACUUCAGAAUUGGCAGGUCUUACAACACCAGGCGAGUCUGACUCACUUCAAAUCGUUUUGGUCGUGUCGGUGACCGUCGGUGACAAUUUCGGCAGGGCCUUGAAGAAGUUUCAUCUCCGAUCUGCAGAUUCCGCCAGGUUGGUAGCAAGUGGCCGUGCAUCCCUUGCACGAGGGGCUGCGGAAUCCAGGACAGAUGCUGAGAGGCUUGGCGAUCGAGGACGAAAGCGCGAAGAUCGCGGCGUCCGCGAAGCCUCGACUGCGACGCCGAGUUCAGGUUUCGGGGUGCCGAGUCUCAACCGAUCAGCCCGAGGGCCCUGUGGCCCUGGUGGACCUGGUGGACCUGGUGGACCUUGUGGACCUUGUGGCUGUGCACCGCUUUCGGCACAGCUGUCCCACCGCUCCCGUGCCGCGGCUGCACCGGCCGCACCUGCGGUGCGCCGUGUGGACCGCACCAUGACCGCCGACACGUCCACCACGGACACCCAAAACGACGAAGACUUUGCCCUGGCGCUGCUGGAGCAGGACCUUCAAGAGGCUGAGGCAGGGGCCCGGGAACGCGAAGCUCGCGCACGGCGUCGUGCCAAUCGCAGGUCCUUGGAAGAGGAUGAACUUUUGGCCAUGAUGCUCGCGAUCACUCAGGUGCAGGCCGAUGAGCAGCAGCUGCAGGAAGCUUUAGAUGUGAGCCAGAGACCCCAUGAGGUCACCGAUUCGCAGUUGGAGCAGAUUCAGCGCAAGUCUCUGCUGGAAUCCAUUCGCGCCCAACUGCCGGUGACGCGUUGGGCCAAGGAUUCGCAGGGGGAAUGUGCUCUGUGUCUUGACGAGUACUCCGCUGGCGACUGCGUGACGAGGUUGACGUGCUUCCACGCCUUCCACAAGUCGUGCCUGGAUCCUUGGCUCGACAAGAGCCCCACUUGCAGCCUGGUGCAGCUAGUGCAGUGUUUUGAAGCUGUGUGGCUCAACACCUUCCUGGGUGAGCUGGAUCAGGCUGCAGCCUGCUCUCAGGAGAUGAAGGAGACCUCUACCUAUUUGAAGAACCGGGCCAGCGUCCUUUUCGGACGUCCCAGUUUUCAUGGACGACACCCACAAGCAGCUGCGACUUCGGAAGCUUCGUGCUUCGAUGCUUGCUUCAAGAUGGUCCUGGGCUAUCCGAGCGUGAGCAACAAGACGACGGUCAGCACGUAUUACCCAGAGAAAAAGGCCUUGGGUCCUUUGCCUCCACCGCGGCAAUGGGCCGAGCUGGCACCAGAGAAGAAGGGUGGGAUCCAAGUAGAGGUGGCGUCGCAUGCGAAGGAGACGCCCAAGGGAUGGAUCAAUCAGGACUCGGCCAUGGCUGUGCUACCAGCUGGUUGCUCUGAGAACGGCGACGGGGCGCUCUUUUUGUUCGGCGUCUUCGACGGGCACGGCCGCCUGGGCCACGACGCCUCGGUGCUCGCGGCCACGCGGAUGCCUGGCCAUUUGAGUAACCAACCAGUGCAUCCGGCACAAAACCCGGGCAAAGCUUUGGAGGGGGCUUUCAAGAACACCGACGAUGACAUCUUCGCCAACAUGGGCUCUGAUGUAGAGUACAGUGGUUCCACGGGGGUGGUGGUCAUGUUGGAUCAAGGCAAAAAGUUGCUGACGAUGGCCAACGUCGGCGACUCUCGAGUGGUGCUCGGCCGCUUCGAUGGCUCAACUUGGAGCGCCAUGCCGCUGACCACGGAUCUGAAGCCCGAUCUCCCGGAGGAACGGGAACGCAUCGAACUCACCGGAGGAACAGUUAGUCAGUACCGUGAUGAAUGCGGAGUGGAGGCUGGUCCAUUCCGAGUUUGGGAUGGGCCUGCCUGUGAGAAGCCCGGUUUGGCCGUGUCUCGUAGCUUGGGAGAUGGCGCAGCCAGAGCUUUGGGCGUCACCGCCGUGCCAGUGGUCUCCAAGCAUCAUUUGACGCCUCAGGACAAGUUCCUCAUCAUUGCAACAGAUGGCUUGUGGGAUUCCAUUCCCAACAACGAGGUGGUUCGGGUGGUGGCGAAGUUUCAAAACAUGCUCCCCAUCGCUCUGAAGGCUUUGACGGAGGCUGUGCGUCGUGCAGAAGGUGAUGAACUCACCGAUGAUACCACGAUCCUCCUCAUCCGCUUUCCAGACCCAUGGCCGUGACAUGCCGUGACCGUGGAUAGCGCGCCUGCUGUACAGCGAUCACUGUCACUGUUUGCAUUUGUUUGCACUGCAAACAGCACCUAAGUUAUCCAAGUUAUUCGAAAAGUUCCGUUUCAUAUUUCAAAAACUCUGGACUGAGCUUAUCUGAGCUCCUGCCUGGAGUAGCAUCUGAUUUCGCAUGAAUUUGCUUAUGAUCUUCCCUUUCAGCCGCGCCAAGUUUUGAAGCUUUUCCUCCAUCUCGGGGAACUUCUGACCUUGUGUGGAGACCUUGUGUCAGAGAUUUCGU